Molecule: messenger RNA, 602 nt
Organism: Zingiber officinale
Lineage: Eukaryota; Viridiplantae; Streptophyta; Magnoliopsida; Zingiberales; Zingiberaceae
Exons: 1
Coding region: 46-483 (145 amino acids)
Source: RefSeq, a predicted model, not a curated record
AUGCUUCAGCCAAACCAAUCUCUGCCAUUCGAUCCCUAAUUCUCGAUGCAAUUCGACCGACACUCACCGGAUCCUUCCCCUUCGCUCAUGCACCGGUUUCGCUCCUCGAUCUGCGGAUCCUGCUGCUUCGGCGGCGGAGGUGGUGGCGUCGCGGCCGGCGACGAGGAGGGCGGUCGGCCGGCGUCUCUGGUACGGUCUUCGACGAUCUGGCUGCGGUCGAAGGCGCAGGAGCUGCCGGAGAUCGGAGGACGCUGCCGGAACCUCGCGGCGCGGAUCGGCCGCCACCAGAACGGCAGCCGCGGUCCCUGUGCCUUCAGGUACGACCCCCUCAGCUACGCUCUCAACUUUGAUGAAGGGCCCGAGGACGAGGACAUGGACACUCGCGCCGGUGGGGAUGGGCGCCGAUACCGGAACUUCUCUUCCCGCCUUCCGGUCUCCCCGCCGCGACGCUCCGCCGGCGUUGGCGUCGAGGUCGCGUACUAGGGAUUCGCCGUCGUCGGCGCCUCUGUGACGAUUCGCAGUAAAUCUGUGCGCAUUUGUGUUUCUAUGAUAGCCUUUUGUGAAAAUCAAAAUAGUUUCGGGUUAAUUGUUAUUUUUCUCCA